GAAGGAAGGAAGUAGCAGCUUUCUCUGCGUAGAUCCCUUUAGUGGAAGGGGCUGCCGUGGGGAGACGGGCUGAGCGGCUUCGGUGCAGAACGGCGCCGCGUUGGAUAUUCCAUUUAUUUAUUUUAAAAUCUUCAGAAUUCUCUGUUGAUGAAACAAUCAAGCUUUUUCAUGGUGACUUUGAACAACUUGCUUCAGCUGUUAUAUUCUAUGAAAUACCUUAUUUAAAGCUUUCAUGAAGCUCAGCUACUGCCUGUUGACUCUGGUUCUCCAUACUAGUGUUUUUGCACUAAAAAAUGCGGUUUCGAACCUCACAACAACAUCGGGGUCAAGAUCCCACCCUGUCAAUGCAUCACUUCUUCCCAUAUUACAAGCCUUGACAAAAUCAGCAGUACCUCAGUAUAUCAUAGAGAAGGAGGGUAACUGUGCAUUCAUUGAAUGUAUGCUGAACAUUACCCAGCAUGACACCAUCCUUUGGUACAACUCAAAAGGGCAUCUGCUGGACCAAGACAGAGGAGAUGGAAGAUGGUUGAUCUCUGACCGCAUCCUUAAUAUCACAAGUGUAACUUUUGGUGACCGGGGGCGAUACACUUGUGUUGCCACUAAUGAAAAUGGCACCUCCUAUUACUCAGUCACCCUCCGGGUGGUCUCCACAUCUGGGGACAUGGGUAUUUACUACAUGAUUGUCUGCCUGGUUGCCUUUACCAUCAUCAUGAUUUUAAACAUAACUCGUCUGUGCAUGAUGAGCAGCCACCUCCGCAAGACAGAGAAGGCCAUCAAUGAGUUCUUCAGGACAGAAGGGGCUGAGAAAUUGCAGAAGGCCUUUGAAAUUGCCAAGCGCAUUCCUAUCAUUACUUCUGCCAAAACCUUAGAAUUGGCCAAAGUCACCCAGUUCAAGACUAUGGAAUUUGCUCGGUAUAUUGAGGAGCUUGCCAGAAGUAUCCCUCUCCCACCACUAAUCCUGAACUGUAGGGCCUUUAUGGAAGAGAUCUUUGAAGCGGUGCACGUUGAUGAUCCUGAUGAAGUUGGAAUCAAACAGACCCAGGCCUUGGGUGCCCAAGAGGGACUCUAUCCCUUAAACCCGGAAAUCAAGCGCAGUAAUUCGCCAGCAGGGGAUUCGGAUGAUGGCUCUGUGAAUGACCAUUGCAAAGAAAUAGCUGUUGAGGUAUCUGUCCACCUUCAAUCAGAAGCACAAAGCAUUGACACUGUUUCCCAUGACAGCGUCCCUUCCAUACCUUCUGAAGAUGAUGCAUGUGCUGAAUCUAAAUAGAGCAGCAAAAGCAUACAAGUUGCUUCAAGAGAGAGAGAAAAGCAAAAAUGCCAUAGUCACAAAUGCACAAAACCCGUUUUAUUGUUGUUUUUUAAACUCCUCUGGCGGCUUUAAGGUGCCAAAACAGUUGGCAAAGAUGUGGAUUUUUGUUCUGUUCUGUAAUGUAUAUCAGUGUUCUCAAAUCAAUUUGGAAAUCAGCUUCGAAGCUGUUUUAAAAUUCUCUUUAGCAGGAAUUUUAUUGCACAUACUGUAGGUGUAUUUUGCAGAUAGGAUACUUCAUUCCAGUUUUUGGUGAUCUCCAGUCACAGCAGCAAAACACAAAGGAAAAAACAAAAUAAGCUGUUUUUGACAUGUCUAUUGGGAAGCAUAAAUUCUUGAAUGUGCCCAGCGAUAAUUUCAUGAUGUGUGAGGGGUCAUAGUUCACCAGACCAUGAGAGACUUCAGCAUAUCUAAGUUUGUGUGAUAUAAUAAAUGCUCCAACAAGAAUUUGAGAUUAUUGCACUUUUAAAACUAUGUCAGUAAGUUACAAAAUCACCAGAACUGUCACUUACUCUCAAAUGCAGUACUUCAGUUAGAAAAUGGAAACCUAAAUACAAAUUUUGACAACUUGAAUCUUAUCCUACACCCAAGAACUGGUCAUUUAAGCUUGCUGCCAGUUGCCAAGAACUUUAAUAAAGGAUCUUUUUAAUUUGUUUUUCAAGUAAAGCUCAAGGUGUCAGCGUUAUGAGUAUUCUCUCUUCUCUGGGAUUAGUCCUGAAAUGCCAAAGUAUUCUGGUGCCAUCAACAUCGCUAUGAUGAAGUUAACAGCAGCUUAAAUAAGAGUUAAGAUCUCGGAGAGCCUGCAAUAAGCUUAAACAUUAAAAAGAAAAUAUUUUGCUUUUUCAGGCAGUUUGUUUCUAAAAAUUAUUAACAAAAAAGGCAAAUGCCAUGAGUCAGUCGCAAGUCUGAACACAGUAGAUGUGCAAAACAGUCCCCAGAUGUGUAUGUUUAAUGAAAAUCAGCUGCAGGAGGUGGGAAAUUAUUGAAGUGGGGGGAGAUGUGCAGCUAGAAAAGGAGGCUGCUACGUGCUUGUCUUGUUUGGCCCUUAACUAGAAUCCAGUGACUGGUGGAAAGGGUAAGGCAUUACCACUCUGAACAGCUUCUCUCUGAUGCUGAUGUUCGGUUGGCUGUACGUGUCUACCAAGUGGUACAAUGGCAUGUACCACUUCAAACUGCAAGUGGGAGCUACUACAUUUGAAUACUCAUCAACGUUUAAAAAAAUCCUUGCAAAUAGAAAACUAAAAGAGCAGGCAGGUUCUAGCUUUGCCCAUUGUUGGCAAUUCUUUUCGUUUGUUUGCAAAUAAUAAUAAUAAUAAUCUCCAAAAUGAGAUUCCCUCGCUUGCAGGCCUUAUUCUGUUACAUGUGUGUAGAUUAAUCCUUAAUCAGCAUGUUACUGACACAUGAUAACAUGCAAAUCUGUUCUUGCCCAUUCUCAUGAAGCUGACACAGUCCUGGGCCAAUUCAUUCUAGCUGCAUUCGCAUGAUCAGUGGGGGAAACUACGUAGUAGUAGUAGUUGUUUCCCCCAGCCCCACCUGCUAUUUACUUAAUUAUCCACACUGUAUGUUGCUAUGUUGUCCGAACCAGGCAUGCAGUGCAGCAGAGGUGGCUUCUAACCCACCCCACAACCAUGAUUUGUAGUAGGGGUUGUGGCAUGGGUUAGAAGCCACCCCACUGUAGUGUGUGCUAUGUUCAGAUGACAUAGGAACCCAUGACAUGACACAGUAUGGGUAAUUAAGGAAAUGCCAGGCAUGUGAGUAGGAUGUGUGGGCUGGGGAAAACAACCUCUACUGUGUAGUUACCACUGCUGAUCAUGUGAACCCGGCCAUUACAUAGAAUUGGAAAAUAGACUGAAUAACUGGAAGAAUUCAGUUUCCUUACUGGAAUGAAUGUGGCUGUGUGUCUACCUAUUUCACCCUUGACUCUUUUCUUUCACUUGACCAAAGGUUAGGGAAAUUUAUAGGUCCAAUUUUUGUGCCUCGGCUAGGUGUUUUCAAGAGUGCUGGAUAAGUGAAAUAAACUCCUGCUCUCAGUAUUUAGUGUUUUUCUUUUUCCUUUUACACUUUAAAGGUACCGCUUUAAUUGGAUUUAUAUUUUGUUGAUCUGCACUCCGAAAAUUAGUUACUUAAAAUUUUUAGAACAGCUUUAUAACUUGGCAACAAGAACCCCAUGAAAUCUCAUUUGAGCUAGCAGUUGCUGAAGGCGAAUAAGCACAAUGUUCAAGAGGAUUUAAUAUUAGAUUUAUAGCAGUAGAAGUGGAUGAUGAACAGCAAUGAUGCCUUGAAAAUCUGCAGUAAUGCCCAGCUGUGUAACAGAUAAUUUUAGUAAAUCUUAUUCAGCUUACAGAAUUUAACUUGAAUUUCUUUCCAUGAAACCGUCUAAAGCAAAAUAGAGAUGGUGUAAGCAUUAACAUGGCAGAAUGAUAUUGUAGUAUAGGAAUAUGUCCUAUACUUUAGAAACUGAGUUUGCCUGACUUUCUGAAAGUGUUAUUCAAACUGGGGGUUGCCAGCUUCUGAACCAGACGUGUUGGCUUUUGUUUUAAUUGUUUUGAGAUCGUGAGGCAUUCUGCAGGAAUAGCAAUUCACGGCCUAAUGCUCCAGCGGCCCAUUUCCCUGCACGUCACUACUGCAUGCCGUGAAGUAUAGCUGGGGUCCUACUUUGGAGUGUGGCCUGCUGCAGAAACAAAUCAGGACUUGCUGUUCCUGUAUAAUAUCUUGCUAGCCCAGAUUUUUUUUUUAAAGGAAUAGGCAUGAUCUCUGGGUCAGGAGGUGGCACUUCUACUUUCCACCUAGUAACUGCGUAGAUCAGACAUGGGCAACUUGUGGCCUUCUAGAUUUUUUUGGCCUGCAGUUUCCAUCAAGCUUAGUCAGCAUGGCCAACGGUGAGAUAUUAUGAGAGUUGUAGGUUAAAACAUCUGGAGGGCCACAAGUUGCUCACCCCGGCCUAUGUACUCCUCACACCUCUGGGCUUCCCACAAUGUUUGCUGCAGCAUGAUAAAGAUCCCUAUGAUAAAGAUAGAAACUGUGCUAAUGCAUACUAGUUUCACUUACAUAAGCCAAGCUGGCAGCAUUAACACUGAGAGAGAACGCUACUUUGGUGUGCUUGGCUGAUAAAUAUAUUCAGUUGGGUUUCUGCUCUAUCCUGGAUCAUAAGGGCAAGCUAAUUAAUUAUAAGAGCCUUAUUCUGAUAAUGGCCAAUGUGUCUGCAAGAUGAAGCAAUUCUGCAGCAAAGCAUUAGUGUGACCCCGGAAUUGUGCUGAAUGCUGCAAUCUUCGUUCUGCACAGUAAACAUAAAUCUGCAGCGCCAUUGAGUUGAUUGUUUUAAUGUUUAAUCACACAUGUUGCUGUUUUGCGUUGAGAGGAGAUUGUGCUUAAUAUGUUCCAAGUGCAUAGGCUUUUCUAAUGCUCGAAAUGAGCAGAUUGAAAGUUUUGAGUUCCAGGAAAUUAUGUCCUCAGUUAUACUUUACAGCCGUGAAUGCUACAGGCCAAUUAACAAUAAUGCCUGGCAUAGCAACAGUGAUAAUGCAAUGAUUGAGAGUGAAUUUGUAGGCCAAAUCAAAUCAGAUUAUCAUAAUUGUCCCUCUGGACAUUUGUGUAUCUGCAAAACAUUGCAUUCUGUGUAUAACAUGGAGACACAACUAGCACAUUCAGGUUUCUUUUAUGGUGUUUCCAACCCAGCAGACAUACGAUAAUGGUACAUGAUAUUUCCAUAGAAAAGCAGCAGGGCAAUUUUCAGAUAAUCAGAUGUCACUGGAAAUGGGAAAGAGACCUGUGCAAGGCAUUCUGCUUUUUAAUUUGUGUGAUGUCUGUAUGGAAAAAAAAGUCUGUAACUUCAGGUAUGUCCUUCUGUGCUUCUGAAAUAUUUUUUAUUAGGCUUAGUAUAAUGAACAGAAUGUUUACCAGAAAUAGAUCCUAAAAAAAAAAAAGCCAGUGUUCUUUGUGGCCCGGUAACAAGCUUCUACUGACCCCUGCCCUCCCAGUUCUAGUAGAUAGUCCAUAUAUUUGUUUUGAGAAUAUGAAAUGUGGAGUUCUAUUUCUUUUACAUCCUUCUGUAAACACAUUUAUGACAUUUCAGCAAAGGCAAAGCUGAGAAAUAAAAUGUGUUUUUGAAGAGGUAGAUUUUAAAAAAUCUUAUUAAAACCAAAUGCAUGGUGAAUAUAUUGUGGAGUGUGAAUAGUUUUCUAACAGAUUUUAACAACAUAUUGAUGUAUUACUACUAAUGUAUGUGGUGAAGAUUGAUAGUAUUUCAGUGAGCUAAAAAUUAUGCACAUUUCCUCAGAUGGUCAACAUUCUUUUAUCUAUUUAGAGGACAAAGAGCAAGAAAGCCCAUCCUUAGAGAUGUCCACUGACCCAAUGGAUAUAAAGUUCUACCUGCUCACAUUUCUAAUGUCUCUGGUCAAUCAUGAGAUUAUUGUCUUGUUUCCUUAGCCUCUGACUUUUGUAGAUAGCAUAAAACUCUACUUUGUAAACUGAAUACUGUCUAAAGCAACAUCAAAGUAAUUUGUGUUCUUGAGGUGGCAAUGUCAGUGUUCUGUAACAGCGUAUAAUUUCAUACUUUCAUAUAAAAAUACAAUGGUGCUUUUUUUUCCAGAAUAAAAUUCAUUAUUAAAGGUC
Molecule: messenger RNA, 5917 nt
Organism: Elgaria multicarinata webbii
Lineage: Eukaryota; Metazoa; Chordata; Lepidosauria; Squamata; Anguidae
Gene: MFAP3
Product: microfibril associated protein 3
Exons: 3
Coding region: 233-1267 (344 amino acids)
Source: RefSeq, a predicted model, not a curated record